Messenger RNA from Ramularia collo-cygni, 1476 nucleotides. Its product is annotated as related to allantoate permease. Gene Ontology annotation, biological process: transmembrane transport. NCBI's taxonomy places the organism in Eukaryota, Fungi, Ascomycota, Dothideomycetes, Mycosphaerellales, Mycosphaerellaceae. The transcript has 5 exons. Gene Ontology annotation, molecular function: transmembrane transporter activity. Gene Ontology annotation, cellular component: membrane. The coding region runs from base 1 to 1476 and encodes 491 amino acids. The record is from RefSeq and is a predicted model, not a curated record.
AUGGCCUCAGAAAUGCCCAUGCCAGACAAGUCCAUGGACAGUCCUACCGACUCCAAAAGCUACGAGGUCGAAGCUGGUCAUGGUGGUAUCGAUCAAGCCAAACAGCGUACGCUUGUUCGAAAGUUGGACAUGCACAUCAUUCCAAUGGUGAUGCUACUCUAUCUUCUUUCUUUCCUCGAUCGUGUAAACAUCGGCAACGCCCGUCUCUACGGUUUGGAAGAGGAUCUCAAGUUGAAAGGCGACCAAUACCAAACCGCAGUCUCUGUACUCUUCAUCACAUAUCUCCUGAGCGAGCUUCCCUCAAACCUCAUCCUCAAGAAAUAUGUUCGACCCAGCCGUUGGAUCGCAUUCAUCACUACUGCCUGGGGAAUCGUUGCAACAAUGACUGGUAUUGUACAAAGUUAUGCCGGAUUGUUGGUCUGUAGACUUAUACUUGGACUUCUGGAAGGCGGCUUGUUUCCAGGAUGUGCAAUCUACCUGACCUUUUUCUAUACCAAGCACGAACUUGCUCUUCGAGUGGGAUAUCUGUUCGUCUCAGCUGCGUUGGCCGGAGCUUGUGGUGGUCUUCUUGCGUAUGGUAUUGGAUUCAUGGAUGGAAUUGCUGGGGAACGGGCGUGGCGAUGGAUCAUGAUUCUCGAAGGGAUUCCAACAGUCAUUCUUGGUAUAUCCUGCCUGUGGCUUCUGGCAGAUGAGCCAGAAACCGCCUAUUACCUCAACCAAGAAGACAAAGAAAUGGUCCUUGCAAGACGAGCGGCUCAAACUGGAGUGACCGAUGUCUUCGAAUGGAAAGAUGUCCGAAAAGGUCUGAAGGAUUGGAAGAUUUGGGUCUUUAGUGCUGCACAAUUCGGCAUGGACACCAUGCUCUACGGCUUCUCGACUUUCCUCCCAACCAUCAUCCAAGGAAUUCGACCAGGAUCAUCAAGACCAAUCAUUCAGGUCCUCACCAUUCCGAUCUAUGCUCUCGGUGCGAUCAGCUACAUGUCAGCUGCAAGAUACAGUGACUGGAAGCAGAUCCGAGGACCUGUCGCCGCUUUGUUUGGAGCGAUAUCCGCAGUGGGAUACAUUCUGCUCAUCUCCCCAGUGAGCUCCGGAGUGCAAUUCGCAGGUUGCUUCCUAGCUGCAAUGGGUCUGUACGUUGCAGUUGGGAUUCCACUCGCAUGGCUGCCGAGCAACAACCCGCGCUAUGGCAAACGCACAACAGCAACAGGUCUCCAACUGACGAUAGGUAAUGCGGCUGGCGUUAUGGCCCCCUUUCUGUACACUACUGAAGAAGGACCGCGUUACAUUCGUGGACACGCAGUAACGUUGGCAUUGGUUGCUCUUGCGGCAGUACUGUAUAUGGGAAUGUACGCCUACUUCAAGACAGAAAAUGUAAAGAGGGCGAAAGGAGAGCGAGAUGUCAUCAAGCAAGGCUUGACAGAAGAAGAGGUUGUCGCACKUGGGGAUGAGAAUCCUGGAUUCGUCUUCGCAGCUUGA